Messenger RNA from Emiliania huxleyi CCMP1516, 305 nucleotides. RefSeq lists its product as hypothetical. Lineage: Eukaryota; Haptophyta; Isochrysidales; Noelaerhabdaceae. The transcript has a single exon. The annotation marks the transcript as partial. The record is from RefSeq and is a predicted model, not a curated record.
AUGGCUGCGCCCGGCCCUCUCUACUGCUUGACGAUGUUCAGCGUUUUGGCGCUGGCCGCAGCGGGCAAGCACGUCGCGGUCUUUGGCGGCAUGAUGAGGAGCCACCACCUCACCGUCGUCCCGCUGAUCGAGGGCCUGCUCGAGCAUGGCCACGAUGUCUCUUUCGUGGUGCCAAACACUACGGAGCAUAGGUCCUACUUCCCCAAAGGCGUGGGCUCGGCCACGAUGGUCUUCCUCGGGACAGAGGACUGGGCUUUUGACACGCUGUUCAGUGGCCCCGAGUACGACUUCAAAAACCUGCCGUG